ACUGGAGAAAAUCAUAAGAUCUUUGGAGCAAUGGAGAGAUGUCACCGCAGGUCAACGUGAUGAGGCGAAGCUACGAGACUUGGAGCAGCUGCUGACUCUGGAGCUGAAGGAGUUUUCUGAUGGAGAAAUGACCAUAGCACUCUCUUCAGUGACCACGGAUAAGGAGGACUGGCCUGGUUAUAAACACGGGUUGAAAUCAUUCAGCCACCGCCAUGGCUACGAUGGUGUGGUCGUUCUCCUAUCCAUCAAUGAUACAGUUCAUCAUCCCCGCCAGCAGGUGGCUGUCUACUCAAACAACACAGAUCUCCUAAACCAGAUCUGCUGUGAGUUGGAGGAGUCAUCCAGCUGGUCUCUCUCUGGUGAACUGGAGGCCAGGGAGAGUCUCCAGGUCUACCACAUUCCUAUAAACACCUGCUUUACGUCUGGUACUCCUCCUCUGUUGGCAGAAGAAAUACAGGGCAUCCUAAAGGACUUUGUAGACCGGCGGAGCUCUGUUUUAGCCUGCCACCCCAGCAGUAGGACCUCUUCCACAGAGGGAGUGGCAGGCAGUGUUGAGUUCUCCCAGGGAUCAUCUGGUAUCAAUGACAUGGACGGCUCUGACAUAGAGCGAGCCGAGGGAGGCAGUGGAGAUGCGGUACCAAUAGCAAGGGUGAUGGCAGAUGGUGAAGAAGACACAGGAGGUGUAGGAGUUAGUGCUGGCGGGGAGCUUGUGAGCCCCGACAGUGGUAUGACCACCAUCCGCAGCAGCCGCUCCUCCAAGGAGAGUUCAGUGUUCCUCAGUGACGACAGCCCAGUCGGUGAAGUUUUAGCAGGAGGUGGGCCAGCAGCAGGGCCGGGAGGACUCUUCCUGAGAAACCCCUCUCCUCUCGGACUGUCAUCCCUUUCCCCUCCUGUUGCACCUGAGAGGAGGAAGACCCGCUCUGGCAGAAAUAAGAGUGAAAACCUUGACCUGUUUAGCUUUGACCCACUUCAAAGCAGUGACCACUCUAUGCCGCCAAGAGGAGAACUGGCAAAUUCUGGACUGAGAGGCGAUGAGGACGAAAGAAGAGCCGGGAGCUCCAGCUUAUCAGAGCUUGAAGAGCUGAGCUUGUUGGAUUUCUCUGCUCCCAAUUCACUGGGCGGGCUUGACAGUAGAAAUUCUUCAAUUGACCACCAACGUCAAAUCCAUGGGAGUGAUAUGAUUGACACUGUCGUUCCUCCAACCCCAGUCAACAGCGUGGUAGGUAGCCGCCCACCCAGCAGUUGUGGGGUCAGGUUCUUUCCAGAAGAUGUAGUUGAAAGAAUCAAUGGCCUGCAGCACAAGGACAGUGUGUCAUCAUCAUUGUCAGAGACCUGGGAUGAACUUGGCUUUGACACACAAGGAGCGUUGUCCUCAAGUGAUAACAAUGCCUGGAAUAGGACUAAGGAAUCUGAGAGCCCGCUGAAUGUUUUGGAGGAAGUAAGAGGGAAAGAGUCAGUUGAUGAUAUGAUAGACCAAGAAAGCAGAGAAGAGAUCUUAAAGUCGGAGACUGCCCACCAGAGGGGAAAGACCCUUGAACCCCAGCUUAGUCUGAUCACUGAGCAGACUGAAUCAUAUGACACCUGGCAUGCAGAUUCUUUACAUCACGAUCAAUGGAACCCCGUUACUGUGACUUAUCUGCAACUGACACCACCGGAGGAGGAAGAAACAGGAAAAUGCAGGGCUGGUCUGAUUGGAGUGAAAGAAAAAACCUCAUCAUUGUGGAAAAAGAAAGCAAUCCUGAACACUUUAACCCCAGACACAUCUAAAGAAGAGGACGAAGGGGGACAAGCAAAAAAAGGAGACAAACUGAUGGAGCUACUAGACUUCUGGACGUACUCAGCUCAGAAGGGAUUUCUUAAAUCAGACAGCGGAACCACCACAUCUUACCCCGAAUCACUAGAUAUGUGGAAUAUGACAAUUCGGGAUGACAGUCUAUCACCUCUCACGACCCCCGAAAACUUGUCUGGAACCUCAGGUUCUUUUUGUGGGGCAAACCUCAAUGUUGAGUCCGGUGCAUCUGUGGAAAGUCCACUAGGAUUCCCUGAUGGUGGAAUGGUGAUGUGGAACACCACCAUACAGGAAGACAGCUCCUCCACAGUAACAAGCCCUGAAGGACCUGACAAUGGAAAGGACCUCAGUCACAUGGGCUCAUUGGAAGCCAGCGAUUCUCCUGAAUCACAUGCAGGCAAACAGGUAGAUGAAGAAAAAGCUAUAGAGGAGGAGAGCUGUAUAGAUAAAAUACUUUGUCAGACACCUGAAGAAGUUGGCUGGAGAGGGUUUGAACACAAUGUAAAAAUCAUUAUAGAGGCAGCAGAAGGUAGAACACAGGCUGAAGAAACUGGUGACAAUGACAUCGAGAGUAUUCAAAGUCAACAGUCUGUUUUGCAGAACGUGGCAUAUGAACAUUCAGAAGAUGAAGCUUCUCCUUACCAAGGCACUGACAUGUGGGACCUACCUGUCCCUGGCAUGGUCACCUCUACUUCAGAAUAUGACAAUGUAGGAGCUGGCACUUGGAGCCUGACGUCCUCCCCUGAGACCUAUGCUAGCCCCGUAGUAGACAUGAUACAGCUAGAGGAGCAGUCCAGCCCUUUUGUAGCUGUGACGAAACCCAUUCAGAUAGAUGAGAGACACAAUCAAUACAACGAGGCUGAUCCUCUGGGAUACAGCGCAGUUAGUUCAGAUAAAGAACAGCCACCCAACCAGGUCUUCCUUUUUGAGGGAACUAGUGAGUUGGAUGAUAUGGUCAUCAGCAGGGUAAGUUCAGAGCAGCCCAGUGACCAUUCACCGUUUGUUCUGGUGGACAGCUCCUCCUCCACUGCAGGAGGAGUUGCUGAGACUCAAAUCCAGGUUGACCAAUCAUUAUCCCCAGGCCUUGUUGAGUGGGACAAUUUUGCCGCUGAAAGCCAAGGUGGUCCUGACAAUGAAAGCAAUGGAAAUGUUGUGGGUAAAACAACAGAAACCAUGUCCCUAAGCUCCAGCUCUGGGGGGGAAAGAGACACAUUGAAGUAUAGCCCUGAUAGCCUUCACCCAGGCAGUCGAGACGAACCGAGAUCUAAUUCUGAUGGAGAUUCAUCAUCAGGCCUCGAAAUGGAUUACAUAAUUGUGUCUGGUACUGUAAAAGAAGCUGAGAGAGAGUGGCGUGAUAGGCCUAGACAGAGUGACAGGCAAUCAAAAGGCCCAAGAAAGUCAAUGGAGACAUUUAGCAUGCUUUCCUAUGCUGCGUCAGUACUACAAAGCCAGGCCCGAGCUGCAAAUAGAGAGAACCAGGAGAACACAGAACAAAGUAGGCAGAACCAAAUGAUCGGAGGUAGUGACAGCAAGGUUAUAGAGCAAAGUCAAGCUGUCUCAUGCACUCAUUACCAAGCAAGUCUUGAUAACACCGCUGGGCAUCACAUGUUGCCAGAAAUGAUUAGUCCCAGCGAAUCCAAAAAUAACUCAGAAGCAGUUCAUCAGUCUGAUUCAAGACCAUCAGGCUGCUGUCAACCACAGGUAGAAGAAGGGACCUAUGAUGACAAAUCAAGCUUUGUCGCCAGAAGUGUGUCUCCAUCAUUAAGAUAUCCGUCGGAUCACUUCCUGAAAACCAGAGAGGAAGUUUAUGUCCAUUCACAAAUCUCAAUGGAAGAUUCAGAUGAGGGUGGGCAGUCACCCUGUGCACCUCCACCCUGCCCUACUUCUUUGGGAGACUUUCAAGUUUGGGGCGGUCAGUUAGCGGAUCAGGACGCACCACAAACCACAUCUGAACCACAGUCCCCUGUGCUUACCGACAGUUCGGUCUCACACACGAGCUCUUUCGUUGGCACUCCAUUAAGUGAAUUAUGCAUUUCUAGUGAGAGGGGACUUGGAUUACCAUUUUCUGGAGAUUUGAUGGAAGAGGAGAAUGACGAGGAAGAGCAGGAGGAGGGAGCUUCGCUGCCAAAAUGGACUUCAGAAGUACAAAGUGCGAGGGAUGAAAGACAGACUACUGAUCUGCUAAGUUUCACUGAGGAGCUGGUUGAAGGUACUUCUUUUCAACAAACAGAUUUACCAACGCUUGAGCCAGAGAGGGACAGAUUCCUGCAGAACACAGUGGAUUACUAUAAUGGACAACCGAUCAGCACCGUCGAUAAAUGGUCGACUGAACAACAGAUUGGAGACCAUGAAUCUUCUCAAGAUAGCUAUUCACCAGUUUUAAGAAGACACCAAGAUGUGACAUCACAUCUUUCCUCCGAGCGAACCAACAAGAACGCUGCAUACCAGUGGACAGGAAGUGAGAAUGUAACUCAGGGUCAAACCCAAUAUGGCUACAACUACCACCACAUUGACCAAAGAACUGAAAACCAGAGUGCCCACCCAGCCUGUGUACAAACUAAGUCCAACAGCCAGCGAAACACCACAGAUGUCUAUGCUGAGUUUACCACUGAUGCCACAGCUACACGUGGAUCUGAGCAGGCUGAGAGCUAUUUUGAACCUGGAGGUAAUGCCGAGUACAGCUUGGAUGAUCAAGGCUUCAAGUUUCAAUAUAGAGCUGAAAGCCAGUAUGGAGAGGACCCCAACUCCAUGUGCACCUCUGAACUCCAGUGUUCUCAGUAUCAAGCUGAUGGCCAGAGUCAGUAUGAGUCAGACUAUGCUGAUUACCAGUAUGAUGGACAGUCAUUCUACCAGUCACAUGACCAGCCUGACAGAGAAGAUCAUGCGCGAUAUGUGCCGGAGGAAUAUGUUCACUUUCUCCUCUCAAGACACUCCCAGCAGGGAGACGGGGCAGCAGGGAUGAUGAUGAAGAUGGCCUCCAGUGAGGAGGCUGCUGAGGAGAUGGAUAACAGAGAAGAUGCAUCCUCCUCUGCAGAUCUGUCAGGCGGGUCCAAUCAGAGGAGAAAGUUGGCAGCUCCACCAAUGAGUGUGUCACUGGAUCGCAGUGAGGGGUCUCUUCUCUCAGAAGAUGCCCUGGACACAGAUGAUGAGGCCUUGGACACUGGUGAUGACCUGGAUGUCAACGUAGAUGAGCUGGACACACCUGAUGAGGCUGAAAUGCUGGAGUUCAACCAACAAGGGGACUCAGAAGAGUCUAAUCUGGGUGCAGAAGCAGCAUCAAGUGAUGUCACGGGACGCAGCGUAGAUGAGGAGAGCAGGGAGAACAAGUUGUGGAGGAGCGUGGUGAUUGGAGAGCAGGAACACCGCAUUGAUAUGAAAUCCAUUGAGCCAUACAAAAGAGUCAUUUCUCAUGGAGGUUAUUAUGCGGAACAUAAUGCCAUCAUCGUUUUUGCAGCAUGUUUUCUACCGGACAGCGACUGUGACAAUUACAAUUAUGUAAUGGAAAACCUGUUUCUGUAUGUAAUAAGUACACUGGAACUAAUGGUGGCAGAAGAUUACAUGAUUGUUUACCUGAAUGGUGCCACACCUCGCAGGAGAAUGCCUGGCUUUACCUGGAUGAAAAAGUGCUACCAAAUGAUAAACAGAAGACUGAAAAAAAACCUAAAGAUGUUCAUCAUUGUCCAUCCGUCCUGGUUCAUACGCACUCUGCUGGGAAUCACCAGACCCUUCAUAAGCUCCAAGUUCAGCAGCAAGAUCAAGUAUGUCAACAGUCUGAAGGAGCUUGGAGAAAUCAUCCCAAUGGAGUAUGUCCACAUUCCACCCAGCAUUGUAAAACUGGAUACAGAAUUACAGGACACAGAAGCUAAAGCUGACAAGAAGGGGAACUCUUUUGUUUGACAGUCACAAGAUACCUGGCUGCUGCCUAUCUUCUCCCUGCAUUAUGCUGUGCUCUACCGCAGCAUAUCUGAAAAUAUGCCAGUCUGCAGCAUGACAUUUACGGCACAUAGCUGUCAUAUCGAACAACUAGCAAUGGGCUAGAAAGGAGGAUGCUGUGGUACAAUACAUCAGGCAGUUGCUGGUUCAUUGAGGAAAGUAGUAACCUGUGGGUGCUAAAUACUGUGAGUACAGUGCAGAGACUGUCAAUGCACUCAAGGGAAGGUGGUUUUUUCCUGUAUUACUGUACCUUACACAGCACUUGUGAACCCCAUUCUGUAGCGUUUGUUUUCUGUGACAUUUGAUUUCAACAAUAUUUUUUAUUCUUGUGUUUUUCACUUCGGGGGAAUUACUAACUGGCUUUGUUACAUUCAUGUGUAUUAAUCUACCCUGCCAGUUGCCAUCUGUACCUUUUGUAAUCCAUGGUGAUAAUAAGUGUGGAUUCUCUGAAGCCGUAGCGAGGCUUUUGACUCUUUCACCUAUAACCAAAAACAUAAGUUGCAUUAAAAGCCCAUCUGCUCACAAAUACACUGGACAAUUGGCUUGUUACUGUGCUGUAGUUUCAACAAUAGACUGUAAUGUUGAGAGAUACUCUGUUUAGACUGUAAUUUUAGAAUGUCAAGGUUUACAAAAAUAUGAUCCACACAAAUACAUCUUUGUACUGUAUAUGCCUGUUCGGUUUGUAAUGGCAUGAAGCCGAACAGCCAAGCCAGUUUUUGAAAAGUUCCCCAUGGUGUAGGUUGCUCUUGUCAUACUAUGUGACUCAACACCUCAUACAUUCUUUAGGCUGCAAUCACACAGUUGUACGUGUGGCGAAUAUAUAUUCACCUCCCGCUUACUUCCAUUUUAUGAGCAAAUGCUCAUCUUUAACUGGCAAAGUCACAGCCUCCACCAAUACGUGUGUGUGUGUGUGUGUGUGUGUGUGUGUGUGUGUCUGUGUCUGUCUCAUUUGGCUGUCAAACUGAUGACAAACCAGCAAACUUUGUGGUUUAUGCCACAUCCUGCCACUCACUUGCAUUUGGAUAUGUGUGACUGCAGCCUUACAAGCCCAUUAUUGAGCUGUUCUAUUAACACUGUAUGUCACUGUGAAAAUACUUGCAACAUCAUAUAUUAAAAGGUAGCAAAAAUAUAGUUAUUUACAGUGGCCCUUAAGCUCAAUGCGUUGCAAUUUUAGAAAACGCAAGCAAUUAAAAAACAUGACUUUGACAACACAUGUACAUUAGCAAGUACACGGAAAUUUGAGUGAUUUCCGUGGCUAUUCCACGGAUUUUGAGUUAAGCAAAUCCGUGGCUAUUUCACGGAUUCCUGUGAGACCAGGUUGCAAGUACAGCUUCUUGCAUGUUUAAAGUUACAGUGCAUUAAGCUCUCAGAGCCACCGUAGUUAGCUGCAGUAAUGUGUUGCAUGCUUUCAGUUGCUACAGUCCCAGAUUAACCUGAUCUGAUUACUCACCCAAAAGGCAGAACUGUGUAUCAAUGUUAAUUUGUCUUGAGACUUUUUAUAAAACAAGUUCUCCAAAUAAGCCAGGCUUAUUUGAAUUAGUCUGACUCAUUUUCAGUUGAUUCAGCUUCAAAUAAGUCAGACUACCAAGUAAGAAAGGCUUAUUGUGGUUAACCCUGCUUUGCGGAUGAGGUAGAUUUGUUUAGGCUUUGUGUGUGAGAAAUAGAAAGAUUGUUGGUUCGAGAGGUACAAUAGAUGUGACGCAUUGGGCAGGUUGAAUCGUAAAUACUUUUAUUUGCUUUUUCUUAUAUUUGUAUACAUUUGCUUGUUGCUAACAAGGUAUUCAUUUGUUGCAAAAUAUGUCAAAUAUUUUACUUCAUUAAAGAUGUGUCAGCCACAACAGCCUUUUCAAAAACUAUCAUACAUCACAAUAAACACAUUGCUCAGUGCAUAAUAACCAAAAGUAUCCCACUUGAACUGACCUGUUUUUUU
Molecule: messenger RNA, 7652 nt
Organism: Centropristis striata (black sea bass)
Lineage: Eukaryota; Metazoa; Chordata; Actinopteri; Perciformes; Serranidae
Product: protein prune homolog 2-like
Exons: 15
Coding region: 128-5686 (1852 amino acids)
Biological process (GO): apoptotic process
Cellular component (GO): cytoplasm
Source: RefSeq, a predicted model, not a curated record